AUGAUAUCGUUAAAAAUAUUCAUAUCCAGUUCUUCGAGUGGCAGUGGCCAAUUUCGUCGCCUCCGGUUUUUGAAAUGUUUGAUUGGCCCGGGAACCUGUGGUCUCCUUACGAGUGGGUUUACAAAUUGUGCUGGUGGCUGGGCCUGUGGUGCUUGGGCCGGUGGUGCUGGGGCCUGUGGUGCUGGGGCCGGUGGUGCUGGGGCCUGUGGUGCUGGGGCCGGUGGUGCUGGGGCCGGUGGUGCUGGGGCCGGUGGUGCUGGGGCCGGUGGUGCUGGGGCCGGUGGUGCUGGGGCCGGUGGUGCUGGGGCCGGUGGUGCUGGGGCCGGUGGUGCUGGGGCCUGUGGUGCUGGGGCCUGUGGUGCUGGGGCCUGUGGGGCUGGCUGA
Messenger RNA from Argiope bruennichi, 384 nucleotides. RefSeq names its product pupal cuticle protein 36-like. Bases 1 to 384 code for a protein of 127 amino acids. NCBI's taxonomy places the organism in Eukaryota, Metazoa, Arthropoda, Arachnida, Araneae, Araneidae. The record is from RefSeq and is a predicted model, not a curated record. The transcript has a single exon.